GCGUCGCUGCAGGUUGAAAAAGUUGCUGGGAUCCUCGGUGUUCUGUGAGAGAAUGAACGCUAGGGUGUUGGAGUUCUUGGUGUAAUCGCUGGAGGUUGGGCCCUGGAUGAUAUGAGGGGUCGUUUACAACCACAUUUGGGGUAGUGAGGGGUCGUUUACAACCACAUUUGGGGUAGUUGUGGAGAAAGUGCGCUAAGCGUUGGCGGCAGCGGUAACCCGCUGUGUUCCGCAUCCUCUCUUAGGGAGGCCUCAAUCUUCAGGUGUGUGUGUGUGUGUGUGUGUGUGUGUGUGUGUGUGUGUGUUUUAUUGGGGGCCUCAGAGGCUUCAGGUACUUGCUCAGGUGACAAGUGUCAGAAGAAAAGCAUAAACCUGGUGCACAGUGAACAGAGAUUCACCGGCUUUUGCGGCUGAGCGCUAGGAUUAAAGGAACGAGCUACUCUGCCCUGCUACAGGGAAAACUCUGUUAUUUCUUCAGUUUUUGGAAGUUAAGCAGCUGCUUUGAAGAUUAGACCUUAAUAAGGGCUUGGGUAAAUCUGUAACGGGAUUUUCCACAGAGUAAUGUCUUCGGCCCCAGUAGCACCUUCUACAUACACACCCCUAAAUCUACUUAAGGAAGGCACUGUUGUCAAUGUCUGUGGUGUUGUGAAGUUCUUUAAGCCUCCGUACUUAAGCAAAGGAACAGAUUAUUGUUCUGUUGUCACAAUUGUGGACCAGACAAAUGUGAAGUUAACGUGCAUGCUCUUUAGUAGAGACUAUGAUACCCUUCCCAGCGUUUAUAAAGUUGGAGACAUCGUUUGCUUCCAAGGGCUGAAGAUCCAAGCAUAUAAAAACGAGCUUCAGGCAAUCAGCAAGUUUGGUUUUGCAUCUUUGACAUUUGAUGGCACCGUAGGGGCUCCUGUUACACUUCGUACUUUAAGCAAGAGAUGUAACUUCAGUGCUCAGGACUACAGUAUGGUAGAAGCCUUGCGAACGUGGGCAUCCACACACAUUUCUGCUUCUUCCAACUUAGUGCAGCUGUGUGAUGUUCAGCCCAUGCAGUAUUACGACCUGACCUGUCAGCUCCUGGGCAAAGCACAAGUGGAUGGAGUGUCAUUUCUCCUAAAGGUAUGGGAUGGCACCAGGACAAAGAUUCCCUCUUGGAGAGUCUGCAUACAAGACGUUGCUUUUGAAGGUGACUUAAGUCACAUUCUGCAGCUACAGAAUCUGGUGGUAGACAUUGUCGUUUAUGAUAAUCAUGUCCAAGUGGCAAAAUCCCUAAAGAUUGGAAGCUUCCUUAGAAUCUAUAGCCUCCAUACCAAACUUCAGCCAAUUAAUUCAGAGUCCACAACUUCCUUGAUAAGACUCGAAUUUCAUCUUCAUGGAGGAACUAGUUAUGGUCGUGGGAUCAGAGUCUUACCAGAAAGUAACUAUGAUGUGGAUCAGCUGAAAAAAGCUUUAGAAUCUGUAGACUUGGAAGCCAUUCAGACCUCAGAUGACACCUACCAAUCAGACAAUGUGGAGAAUUGUUUAACAUCUUCAAGCUCCGAAUCAGACUUAGUUUCCCUGUAUGAGGUGGAAAGAUGUCAACAGCUCUGUGCUACAACACUUACAGGUUACCAUUAUUUAGAGAAGACAUCAUUGUGUGACAUUUUGAAGCAAAGAGCUCCUCGACAAUAUCGAAUCAGAGCAAAGCUAAGAUCUUACAAGCCCAGAAGACUUCCUCAGUCUGUUAAACUUUUUUGUCCUAAAUGCCAUUUAUUGCAAGAAAUUCCAUCUGAGGAAAAUGUGGAUAAAAUUUUGCAAGAUGCUACAGCUACAGCCCCAGACAGCAAGCUGCAGGAUACACCAUUGUAUGACUCAGAAGUCUGGACCACUGAAGGUCAAGGAGGACGGCAGGUUGCGGUCCAUUUUGUAAAGAAUGAUGGCAUCCUUCCACACUCAAGUGAAUGUCUAGUUUUGAUUGAAGGAGGCUGGCUCUGUGAAAUCUCUAGACUGUCGAGCAUGUUUCACAGUGUGAUCCCUGUGCGGUCUGGCCCUGAGGACCUGGAGCUCCUAGAUCUCACAGCACCAUUCCUCAUCCGAGGGAAGGUGUGUCACUAUGGAUGUAAACAGUGCUCAAACUUGAAAACCAUACAAAACUUAAGUAUCAUUCCUAAUAAAAGACUAUGGAUUCCUUCCUCUGUGGCAGAAGUUCUGGGCAUUGUACCUCUACAGUAUGUGUUUGUUAUGACUUUCACGUUUGAUGAUGGAACCGGAGUAUUGGAUGUCUACCUCAAGGAUUCUGAGAAGUUUUUCCAGAUCCCAGCAUCAGAAGUCCUCACUGAUGAUGACCUUCAGAGAAAUCUGGAACAGAUCAUGAAUGUCAUUUGUCCUCCAGGAAUAAAAAUAGAUGCGUACCCAUGGCUGGAUUGCCUCAUCAAGUCCUACAACGUCACAAGUGGAACAGAACAUCAAAUAUGUUACCAGAUAUUUGACACCAUGGUUGCAGAAGACAUCAUCUAGUGCUGCUGUUGUGUGUAGUGUGUUGUUGAAUUAUCCAUUCCCAUUUCCACUAUAGCUUUAAGGUCUCUUAUACAGAAAGACAUUGUAUUGUUAUUUAUACUUUCUUGUGAAUAUGUUGAAAUGUCUUUUUUCUCAACAUGCCCAGGGUGACAAUUAGAUUACAAAAUAAGACCACAUCUUGUGUGGAGAAACCCAAGUUUUCAUUUUUCCUUCAGGUAAUCUCUAUUGUUACCAGACAUUGUAGGUCUGUCUUCUGCACAACACACUUGUUUUUGUGCCGUUCACUCACCAUCCCUAGUUGGGUUUAUAUUCCUGUCCUGAGUUUUAUACAAGCAGUUGAUGAUAAUGUGAGUGUAGAUAAUAACACAUUCUAUUCUUGAGUCUCUUAGUUCAGUGGUGGAUACCUUUCUUUCAUCCU
Messenger RNA from Mus caroli (Ryukyu mouse), 2899 nucleotides. RefSeq names its product protection of telomeres protein 1-like. The record is from RefSeq and is a predicted model, not a curated record. Gene Ontology annotation, biological process: regulation of telomere maintenance via telomerase; telomere capping. Lineage: Eukaryota; Metazoa; Chordata; Mammalia; Rodentia; Muridae. Gene Ontology annotation, cellular component: chromosome, telomeric region; nuclear telomere cap complex. Gene Ontology annotation, molecular function: telomerase inhibitor activity; G-rich strand telomeric DNA binding.